Onthophagus taurus is the source of this 1257-nucleotide messenger RNA. It is a transcript of the gene nSMase, whose product is annotated as neutral sphingomyelinase. Gene Ontology annotation, molecular function: sphingomyelin phosphodiesterase activity. The record is from RefSeq and is a predicted model, not a curated record. NCBI's taxonomy places the organism in Eukaryota, Metazoa, Arthropoda, Insecta, Coleoptera, Scarabaeidae.
UCUUUGUUUCAUUUUCGAGAAAUAAUGGAUUUUAAAAUAUUUAGUUUAAAUUGUUGGGGAAUUCCAAUUAUUUCAAAAGACAGAAAUGCACGGUUUAAAGCUAUCUCAGAAGCCUUAUCAACAAGCGCUUACGAUGUGGUAUGCUUACAAGAAGUUUGGGCUGAAUCCGAUUUUAUUCUUAUUAAAGAAAAAGUGGAAACAUCACUCCGAUAUUCCCAUUACUUUUACAGUGGUGUUAUUGGUUCUGGAAUUUGCGUUUUCUCAAAAUACCCAAUUUUGGACGUUUUCUUUCACCAAUGGACUGUUAACGGUUAUGUGCAUAAAAUUCAACACGCCGAUUGGUUUGGCGGGAAAGGAAUUGGGUUCUGCAAAUUAUUAGUUGAUGGAUUUAAUAUUAAUAUUUAUUCUGCUCACUUACAUGCUGAAUACAAUAGGCUCAAUGAUGAGUAUCAAUGCCACAGAGUUCAACAAGCAUAUGAUACUGCUCAAUUUAUACAACAAACCUCAGGUUUAGCCGAUUUAAUUGUAUUAGCAGGAGAUUUAAAUACCGAGCCAGAAGACUUAGCUUACAGGAUAAUUGUUCAUUUAACCGGUUUGAAAGAUAGUUUUCUUGAAGUUAAAGAAGAUUCCAAAGAAAUUCAUAAAAUCGGAACGAAUGAGUCUUUUUAUAAUAGUUACGCCGAUAAAAAAGCAAUUCGAAGCGGUGAUGCGGGAAAAAGGAUCGAUUAUAUUAUGUACGGAUGCCCAAAAAAUCCUAACAUUAAAAUAACCACAAAAAAAUACUGCCAACCUUUACCAAGAAGAGUUCCUGAAAAAUCAUUUAGUUACUCAGAUCAUGAAGCUAUAACAGCCACGUUACAAAUCGAAAAAGGUCUUGAUGAAAUAGAAGAAUUAGAUCGAGAUACUUGUACGGCAAUUUUAGAAGAGUGUAUUUUAAUUUCUAAUACGGCGUUGAGAAAUUUAAGAACGAAAAGGUUUGGUUAUUGGAUUUUAACGUGUUUGUUGUUUUUGAUUUUGGUUUCGAGUACGCCGUUUAAUGCUCCAGAUGGGUAUAAUUAUUUGGUACAUUUUGGAAGACUUUUAGUUACUUUAUUGAUGGCGUAUUUAUUUUUUAUGGGAUCGCUGUGGUAUAAGAUGGAAUUUCAUGGAAUCUUAGCUGGGAAAUUAGCCAUGGAAGUUGGAUUAAAUCGAUUUAAAGAUAAUAGAAUGAAGAAUUUUUGAUAAUUAAUAUCGUUUUUGAAAUUUUUUAAAUGUAUU